UUGUGACAGAGCAGGAAGAGGCUUUUUGAUAGACAUCGCAGAAAGCCGGUGUAUUUUACUGGACUUCUGAAAGAAAGAAGGACCCAUGGCUGUUAGAGGAAUGAAAUUGUCGAGUGUUUGUUUUCUCCUUUUUUAUGUGAUAUUGACAGUGCUGGCUGGGAGAGAUUUCUACAAAAUUCUGGGAGUUAGUAAAACCGCAUCAAUUAAAGAUAUUAAGAAAGCCUACAGAAAGUUGGCAUUGCAGCUUCAUCCGGAUAGAAACCAAGAUGACCCAAAUGCCCAAGACAAAUUUGCCGACCUCGGAGCUGCUUACGAGGUGCUCUCCGAUGAGGAGAAAAGGAAACAGUAUGAUGCAUAUGGAGAGGAAGGGUUAAAAGAAGGCCAUCAAAGUUCACAUGGUGAUAUUUUCUCCAGUUUCUUUGGCGACUUUGGAUUCAUGUUCGGUGGAAAUAGGCAGCCAGCUAGCCGAGAUAUUCCGAGGGGUAAUGACAUAGUACUGGAUCUUGAAGUAACCCUAGAAGAGGUGUAUUCAGGGAAUUUUGUAGAGGUGGUGCGAAACAAACCUGUAGCAAAAGAAGCCCCAGGCAAACGAAAAUGCAAUUGCCGGCAGGAAAUGAGAACCACGCAGCUAGGACCAGGUCGCUUCCAGAUGACACAAGAAGUGGUCUGUGAUGAAUGCCCCAAUAUCAAGCUUGUGAAUGAAGAGAGAACACUAGAAGUGGAGAUCGAGCAGGGUGUGAGAGAUGAGAUGGAAUACCCUUUCAUUGGGGAAGGUGAACCUCACAUUGAUGGUGAGCCUGGAGAUCUGCGUUUCCGCAUAAAAGUUUUAAAGCAUCCGGUGUUUGAGCGCAGAGGUGACGACCUUUAUACAAACGUCACCAUCUCUCUGGUGGAGGCUCUGGUCGGUUUUGAGAUGGACAUCACUCAUUUAGAUGGUCACAAGGUGCACAUUGUCAGAGAUAAAAUCACUAAGCCAGGAGCUCGUAUUUGGAAGAAGGGUGAGGGCUUACCAAAUUUUGACAACAAUAAUAUCCGUGGAUCACUCAUAGUCACCUUUGAUGUAGACUUCCCCAAGGAGCAGCUUGAUGACCAGCAGAAAGAUGGUAUAAGGCAACUUCUGAAACAGGCACCAUCUCAGACGAUUUAUAACGGACUGCAGGGAUACUGACAAAUCAGCCAAGUAAUUUAGGACUGAUUGCCCUGUCCCUGUCUGCCCUUCACACACAAUGCACACUGAGGAACAAGCAAUGGGUUGUAUUUAUUUUUUUCUGAUUGUUCUCAGGAAGGGCUGAAUAUGUUUUUAUCAUUUGUUUUAUUAUUAUUUUCUUUCAUUUACAUUUUUAAAUGCCUCGGUUUCUCAUGGAAAGGUUUUUUUUUUUUUUUGACUCAACAUGUUUCUGUCCAAAUGACAAGUUUUCCUUAUAUUGUCCCUGUUGUCAUACUCGGAGUAAGUAGUACAAGACAUUUUUCAUCAGUUAUGUGUUUGAACGCUAACUUUCUGCUAUGACCAGUAAACAACAUAUGGUCUGCUUGUUUAAAAGAACAGAAUCAUGUUUGGUUUGUGUGUUGCCAUCAGGCUACAUAUCUGUUUCCUUUGAGGCAUUUACUUGGGUUUUGAAGUUCAAACAGUAGACCUCUUAAACUGUACAGUUCAACACUUUCCUGUGAAUUUUUUAUGUGACAGACUUGUGUUCUUGUUUCUUUCACAACCCCUCCUGAUGUUCAGCCCAUUGGGUCUCUUCCUAGUUAGUAACUAUCCUUUGCUCAUUUGUGGACUGUACCAGAAAGAACAAAAAGAACAACUUCUUAGGAUUACUUGUGCACAAGUGAAGGAAAUAUCAUUUGUCAUUUUCAAAUGAAAAUUAAAAGUUUCUAAUUAUGGUUAACAGGUUUGAUAUAAACAGAUGUAUUUGUUUACUCUA
Molecule: messenger RNA, 1922 nt
Organism: Carassius auratus (goldfish)
Lineage: Eukaryota; Metazoa; Chordata; Actinopteri; Cypriniformes; Cyprinidae
Product: dnaJ homolog subfamily B member 11-like
Exons: 10
Coding region: 86-1168 (360 amino acids)
Biological process (GO): protein maturation; protein folding
Cellular component (GO): endoplasmic reticulum
Molecular function (GO): misfolded protein binding
Source: RefSeq, a predicted model, not a curated record